Messenger RNA from Sitodiplosis mosellana (orange wheat blossom midge), 4488 nucleotides. RefSeq lists its product as uncharacterized. Gene Ontology annotation, cellular component: extracellular region. The record is from RefSeq and is a predicted model, not a curated record. The coding region runs from base 910 to 2133 and encodes 407 amino acids. The transcript has 2 exons. Gene Ontology annotation, molecular function: selenium binding. Lineage: Eukaryota; Metazoa; Arthropoda; Insecta; Diptera; Cecidomyiidae. Gene Ontology annotation, biological process: selenium compound metabolic process.
AGAAACAAUAUAACAUGAUACACCGUAACUGCAUUGAACAUGUGAGCAUAGGCACGGGGAGCCAUCGACACACCAGCUGGGAAAAAAAACCAACAAACAAAACAGCAACGCAAAAGAAAAAGAAACAAAAUGCUUAAUUCAACGAAUUUUGAUUCGACGUUUUAUGCGAUGGUUUGUGUGUGAUUUGUACAAAAUGAUGAUAAUACAUAUAUGUAUGAAAACAAAGCAGAAAAAGAAAAAAGAAAUGUAAACGGUAGUAGCGAACAGUCAACGCUGAAUACGAAUUAUCGCGGAAUGUGUGAUUUUUUUUUCGUUGUUGUUAUUGUUGUUGUGGUUUUCUGCCGUUCGUUGCCGUAUAGACGAAUAUACUAUUCACCCACCGGAAUUCUACAGUGUAUGAUCACGUUCGCGCUUGUGCUACCGUCUUCAUUCUCUUCCAUCCAAUUAGUCAGUCCAUUGUUUGCUGUGUUCACCGAUUAAAGUAUAAGUCAUUUUAAGGCAAUUGUUUUUUCUUCUUCUUAUCAUUCGUUCUCUAUUAACGUUAUCGUAGUCUGCAUUAUUGGUUUUCAAUUUUUCAAUUUUAUUUUAUACCAAUAGUCGAAUUAACGAAGAAAAAUGCUGUUCUGCAUUCGGUUGUGUUUUGUAUUUAUGUUUAUUGUAAAUGAGAUUAUUUGCCGGUCAGUCGAUACCAAUACGGUGCCAACGAUAGCCAUCGAUGGGGCAAAUCGAUUCAAUGUCACCACAACGAUUGGUGAUGUUGCGCUUACUACUACCACAACUGAGCCAACACCGCGUACAUUUGAUAUUUGCGAGUAUUUUGAUGACAAAAACGAAGUAAACAUGUUAAAACUGCGCAAUUCAAUUACCGUGGUAACAAAACUCUUCUGACAAUUAUGGUUGCGGCAGGCAAUGUUGCUGAGUAAAUUAGAAGCGCGAUUUCACAAUGCCGGCCAUCAAAGUGUGCGAUUCAUCGUUAUAACCAGAAAUGAGACCAACGCUCAGCGCAUUCGAAAUGCUAGCCGCAAAUUGGAAGUGAUCGCUUUAAACAAUACACAAACUAGUCAAUAUUUGCAACUUGAAGAUCGAUCGGUAUACAUAUUCGAUAGCUGCGGCCGAAUCGUUUAUGUGAUCCAUUAUCCGUAUAGUUCGGUGCAAAAGCCAUUUGUAAAAGCGGCCAUUCUAUCGACCAUUUACGAUCGACCUUGUGGAUAUUGUACACAAAUCGACGAUUAUGACGACGAUGAUGGUGGAGAUGAUGGUGAAGAGAGUUUCGUAACGGAAACCGAAACAACAACCACCGAUACACCUGACAUAACAACCGAAUUAACAGCAACACCUAUCAAUGACGAUGAUAACAUUUCGCAAUUGGAUCAAUUUGCAUCAACACAAUCGUCCAAUGAUGAUGGCCAAGAGACAACAACCGAAUUACCAAAUAGUGUCAAUGAUGUGGUACAACACGAAAAUGAAAUCGUCAAAUUUAGUCCACCGAUCAGUACGAGCAUAAUCGAUGACAGCAUUGGUGAUAUUGAAUCAUCGAGUUAUGCAUCUUACAUUGUACCACUUAAGAUAAUUUUACCCGUUGAACAUGUACAUAAGACCAACAACGAUUCAUUCGAACGUUUCAAUUAUAUUUUACUAAAAGUUGACGAUGCAUCCUAUCACGAGCAUAUAUACAGCGAUAAUUCUGACUUCCUGCUUCCCGUUGAGCGGAAAACAGAAUCGCCCACGGCGAAACCAGUUUCUGAUAUUGACAACAACACUGAAACAGUUACAAAUACACCAUAUGUGAUAAAUACGGAUGGAGGCAAAACGAUUUCAGAUUCGAUUCAACGUGAGGACGGUAGCGGCGGCGAUGACAGUGACACCGUUCUCGUUGAUUCGCUAGGUUAUCGCUAUGAAUUGGGAAAACACUAUCAAAUUAUGGACGAACAAGGAACAUCGGUCGUUGAAUUUGACGAAAUUUCAAUGGUACGCGAACGGACACCAAGCAAAUCGCACACUCCAAUUUCAAAGCCGAAACCAGAAAAUGCACCAAAAUCCACCACUGAAUCAGCACCAAAAAGCAAUAUGCACAGUGAACUGUACGAAGGUCAUUAUGCGAAAAUAUUUCAGUGGCUGCACUAUCAUCUGUAGUGCACAUUGAACGAGUUUUAUCAAAUGAAAAUGCGAUAAUAUAUGUUUUUCUUUUAAUUUAUUUGAAUUAAAAUGUGUUUCGUUUUCUAUAUUUGUUUUUGUUUUAAAUAACGAAGUAGUCUAUUGUAUAUUCCAAUGCAAUAAUUUGUUGUUUAUUUUCUUUUUCUCUUGCAUUUUUUUGUUUCUUUGUUUGCAUUUAGUUUUAUCCUAGCCGUCUUUUAUUUUCCUUAAACUCAGUUUUUACUCGCUUCGUUUUUUGAACAUGAUUAAGUUGUUUUUUUUUUUAAUAUUUAUAUAUAAGUAUGUGUUUUGUGUGUUUUCUCUUCUUUUCUUUACUCUCUAUAAUUCAAAUGAAUAAUGAUCAAUCAGUAAUCGUUUGAGAUUUCUUUUUUCCUACUACACAUGAUUCACAUACGAAGCAUAUGAACUGUUCUGGAUUUUUUUUUCGUCAUUUUUUUUCUUUUAAUAAUGUUUGUUGGUUUUUUGUCUUGAGAACGGAAUUUGCAUAUAGUUCAAGAGCCUAUCAAAGAAUUCUAAGCGUUUAACGAAAGAACAAAAUCAUACCAUAUUUCUCUUUAUUGUUUCAAAAGAGAAUAUCCAGUUUUUUUUUUAUUUGGCAUUUUGAAACAGUGUCAAUUUAUUGGAUUAUUUUACAGUAAUUCAAUUUAUCGUCAUCGUCAUUGUUUUUCGUUUGUCUUCAACUAUUCGAUUUCCCAGAUACAGCACCCUCUCCGAUUUGAUUUAAUUCGAGUUUGAAUCUCGUCAAUCUCAUCCACUCUUAAUUGUUAUCGAGCUAUCGAAAAUUCUCUCAACUUCAUUCAGGUAAAAUAAUGUGCAUGUUAUAUUUGAAUGCAAAACUUGUUCCGAAUAAUUGCAGAAAGAAAAAAAAAGAAUAAAUUCAAGAAAGAAAAAAAAAUUCGAAAAAACUACUUCAACGUAAUUCGUUUUUCUUUCCAUAUUUUGUUUUCAUUUUUUUCUUCUGUUAUUGUGGUUGCUGCGGUUUUUUUUAUUUUGUAUUUGUUUUGCUUUUUUCGUCUGCUUAUUCUAAACAUAUACAUAAUUUUAAACACUAUUCUUUUCAAUUUUAUGUAUUUUUUUUCUUGCUGUUGUCUUCAUUUUUUUUUUAUAAAAUAAAUUUAUUGUGUCAUGCCAAUAAAUAGACAUUAGGAAUUCAAUUAAGAGAAUUUACAACUCUGCUAUAUAGGAAAUCGGCUCUUUUCCAACCAAAAUAAAACAUAUUGGCCUUUGUUCGCAAAGUGAAUAUAAGAUUCAUAUUUUUGCAGACAUUUUUUUUCUUCAUAAAUUUAGAACAAUCAUCGUCGAUGAUAGUGGGGAUGGGAGGAUAAUUUGAUAAAAUAUACAUACACAAAAAAAAAUUCAUAAAACGAUUUACAAAAGAAAUCGAAUAUUUAAUCAUUGGAUUUAAACGGAAUGGAAAAAAAAAUUGCAUCUUUUUCCAUCAUCAUUCAAAUUCAACGCAUUUGUUUUUUAUUUUGCUCAGUUUCGAAAAGAUGAAAUCAAGAAAACAAAAAACAAAAAACAAAACAAAAAAUCGCUAGCUAAUUAAAUAAAUAAAAAUUGUGCCUGUAUUAAUGUUUUUUUUUUGGUUCUCUUUUGAGACAGAAGCUAUUUUGAAUGAGGCUUAUUUGGGAGGAAUUCUAAAUUUUCCCCUUGAAAAACACUCAUUGGUAUUUGUAUAUUGCAACAACAAAAAAGAGAGGAAAAUAUAAUUUAAAAAAUAGUUUCUAUUCAAUUUUUUUGGAAAAAAUUUCUCAUCAAAUAAAUAAAUUCGAACUUGCCGUCGAUUUGUUUCGAAAAUGGGGCAGUUCAUUCAUUGACAACAUCAUUUAAUAAAUAAAUCAUAUUGUUUGUGAUCACAACGCAUAACACUUAAAGAAAAAUGGGUCAAACGAAGAGAAAAAUAUUGGAUGAUGAUGAAACUUAAAAAGAAAAUAGGGAGCACGGAUGAAAAGAGAUUACGGCAAUGGGAACUUCGUACUAUUUUGACUUUGAGGAAAUUGAGUUGCUAUUGACACAAACCAAUACAUUUUUUCAUUUUUCUCGUUCAUCUUCUUUUUGGUCGAUUGCAAUUUUUUCUCUGCUAACCAAGAGUUGUUUCUUAUCUGAUCGGCUUUUUUUUUCACUGAAAUUAUCAAUAGAGUGAUGAAGAUGUUCGCUUUGAAUUCAUGUCAUUUAAUUCUUUACAUUAGCUCUGAAACUAUUUCAGAGCCAUUACGAGCACAACAAAAAAGUUUUCGUUCGUCUAGUAUCCAUAUUUCAAUAUGUAUUUUUUUAUGUAUGGAAAUUCUCAAAAUAAAAAUAACUGACUGAAUUAUGUGUGUUCGAAUUUCGAAA